AUGUUCGAGAACACUUGUACUUUACCCCUUUCCGCGGAUGUUUUUACGACCGCUCUGCACCCCUCCGAGCCCCUUCUCACAGUUGGCCUCUCAAACGGCCAUGUCGAAACCUUCCGGUUGCCGCCUGGCUCUUCCUCAGACGAAAGCGCUGAUGGGGAUACCAGCGUAUUGAGUGAUGGAAAAGGCAUGGUAGAUUCGGUUUGGAGCACUCGACGACACAAGGGGAGCUGCAGGUCACUGGUCUACGCUAUGGACGGCUCAGCUGUCUACUCUGCAGGAACCGAUGGUCUGGUUAAGCACUUCGAGCCCAUGACUGGACAAGUUAUUUCCAAGUUUGCGAUCCCGAAGUACAGUGGCAGGGAUGAUGCGCCAACUUUACUGCACGUCCUGAAUCCCCAGUGCAUUCUUCUAGCGACCGACUCUGGCCUCCUUCACAUCUUUGACGUUCGAAACGGUACCCCGGAAAAGAAGGCUGUAUCCGAGCACCGUCCUCAUUCCGAUUAUAUAUCUUCGAUCACACCUCUGCCACCCACGCAUAUGAGCACUAGUGGAUUUCCUAAGCAGUUUAUCAGCACUGGUGGUACUACCCUGGCUGUGACUGAUUUCAGGAGAGGCGUGAUGGUCCGUAGCGAGGACCAGGAGGACGAGUUGUUGUCUUCGUGUUACAUUUCGGGCAUGGGCCCCAAGGGACUUCGCGAAAACGGUGUCAUCGCGUGCGGUUCUGGUUCUGGAGUGCUGACUUUGUGGGACAAGGGAUCCUGGGGUGAUCAGCAGGAACGAAUCAUCGUUGAUGGCGACAGGAGGGGUGGUGAGAGCAUUGAUUCCACGGUUUUGGUCCCGCAUGAGAUGGGACUUGGAAAGAAGGUCGUUUGCGGCCUUGGUGACGGAAGCCUGCGUGUUGUCGAUGUCGUCCGUAGAGAGGUGGACUUUGCGGCCAACCUGCGUCACGAUAAUAUGGAGAGUGUCGUAUCACUAGGCUUCGAUUCUACGAACCGACUUAUCAGUGCCGGUGGACAGACUGUCAAGCUUUGGGAAGAGCUUUCUGCCCUUCAAGGCGAUGGUGACGACGAAGAGGAAGAGGAGGAUGAUCGCAAACGACCUGCAGAGAGUGACAGCGACGAAGACAGCGAGAUAGACCUAAAGGCCGAGUUGCAGAAACGGGCCAAGCGACGCAAAGAGUCGAUGAAGUCCAAGCUUGGGGGUUAUGGACAUCACGGUGUGAUUGGACUUGAGGGUUUGGAUUAA
Fusarium pseudograminearum CS3096 is the source of this 1245-nucleotide messenger RNA. RefSeq lists its product as uncharacterized. The record is from RefSeq and is a predicted model, not a curated record. NCBI's taxonomy places the organism in Eukaryota, Fungi, Ascomycota, Sordariomycetes, Hypocreales, Nectriaceae. Bases 1 to 1245 code for a protein of 414 amino acids. Gene Ontology annotation, molecular function: protein binding. The transcript has 2 exons.